GGGAUGCACAGAGAUGAUACUUCCAACAGGAGGCAGCGAUGAGGAAAGCAUAUUUCCAGCUUCCGAGUGGGACUACAAUGAUAGGGCCACUUUUUGCAAAUCUUACUUUGAUAUUGAGCCUCGACCCGACUGGAUUCCCAUCGAGUUUGGUGGCCAUAAUAUUAAGAGGGUGUUGAGAAGGUUUGGAAGUAAUAUCAUAUUCUUUAAUGGGUUAAGAGACCCUUGGAGUGGUGGAGGGGUCCUGAGUGAUAUAUCCAAGAGCAUAGUUGCCAUAGUAGCAGAAGAAGGAGCUCAUCAUGUAGACUUGAGAUUUGCAACUAGUGAAGAUCCAACAUGGCUUCAAGAAGUGAGGAAAAGAGAGAUCAUGAUCAUUGCUCAAUGGCUUUCUGAGUACUACCAGGAUUUGGCCCUCACUUAUUCCUAAGUCUUUAUGUCAACCCAUGGAGACACUAUAAUGCAACACCAACAACUAAAUCCUUGAUUUCAAAUUAGUCAAAAUACUUGAUUAUAUAAAAAUUUUUUCUCCGUCGUUUAUUUUUUAUUCACACCAAAUUUACGUUAAUAUAUUUCAAUAUUAUAUUUGGAGA
This is a messenger RNA of Hevea brasiliensis (rubber tree), 587 nucleotides long. RefSeq lists its product as uncharacterized. The transcript has 4 exons. Gene Ontology annotation, biological process: proteolysis. Gene Ontology annotation, molecular function: serine-type exopeptidase activity; dipeptidyl-peptidase activity. Lineage: Eukaryota; Viridiplantae; Streptophyta; Magnoliopsida; Malpighiales; Euphorbiaceae. The record is from RefSeq and is a predicted model, not a curated record. The coding region runs from base 14 to 424 and encodes 136 amino acids.